UAAUUUGAGAAAAGAGAGGGCAAUUUCCCUUUUUCUUUUCCGACCACGUCUCUCCACGUAGGUCAGUACUAGCCACACUAUCCUCUUUCAUAAGAGGAAUUGCAGUUAAUUCACCUUCAAAAACCCAAAACCCUAAAAAGCCAGAGAAAACAAAACCCCCAAAAUAUCUCUCGCUCUGAAACCGGCAUGGAUUUGCAGCAGAGCGAGUUCGAUCGCCUCUUGUUCUUCGAGCACGCUCGCAAGGCCGCAGAAGCUGAAUACGAGAAGAACCCUCUCGAUGCCGAUAACUUAACAAGAUGGGGUGGAGCUCUAUUAGAGUUGUCUCAGUUUCAGAGUUUUCCUGAAUCGAAGAAAAUGACCCAAGAGGCUGUUUCGAAGCUAGAGGAGGCGCUUGCAGUGAAUCCCAAGAAGCAUGACACUCUUUGGUGCCUGGGAAACGCUCACACUUCGCAAGCGUUUUUAAUUCCGGACCAGGAGGAGGCAAAGGUUUAUUUUGAUAAGGCAGCUGUGUACUUUCAGCAAGCUGUUGAUGAGGAUCCUUCAAAUGAACUUUACCGCAAAUCAUUGGAAGUGGCUGCUAAGGCUCCUGAGCUGCAUGUAGAAAUCCAUAAGCAGGGAUUUGGUCAGCAGCAGCAGGCGGCAGCAACAGCUGGAUCUUCUACUUCUGCUUCGGGUACAAAGACUCAGAAGAAAAAGAAGAGCAGUGAUCUGAAGUAUGACAUAUUUGGAUGGAUAAUUCUGGCAGUCGGCAUUGUUGCAUGGGUGGGAUUUGCAAAAUCAAACCUGCCACCGCCUCCCCCUUCCCCUCCUCGAUAAGUGAAGCCAUUUGAUUUGAUCUCACACAUUAUUGAUUAUUGAGAAUGAUAUUUGAUUUCGGUUAGUGUCGUUUAUUUAGUUUGACAGUAGUAAUGUUUGUCAUGGUGUAGCCGUUGGCUUAUCUUAUCCAUCAUACAAAAUUUUCUUACUGUGGGCUGAGCAGUUAAAAAUGUCCGGCUUAGAUGGUUGCUAGUAUUUGCAAAAUCAAAAGCAUUGCCAAUUUGCCAUCAGUUAAGUAUUGAAAAUAAUAAGAAUUUUGCUGCAAGGUUUCCGUUUUUCA
Molecule: messenger RNA, 1096 nt
Organism: Glycine soja
Lineage: Eukaryota; Viridiplantae; Streptophyta; Magnoliopsida; Fabales; Fabaceae
Product: mitochondrial import receptor subunit TOM20-like
Exons: 6
Coding region: 187-816 (209 amino acids)
Biological process (GO): protein insertion into mitochondrial outer membrane
Cellular component (GO): mitochondrial outer membrane translocase complex
Molecular function (GO): protein binding
Source: RefSeq, a predicted model, not a curated record